AUGAUAUGUAACGUUCAGGAGCGGCCGCCGCGUCUCAAUACGCCCAUGCGGCCAAAAGACAUCCCCAGUGAGCACGAGUCGCAGCGGAGUCGUAUGACAAUGCAGCGAUUAGCGCCGUGGCGAGACGGCUGCUCCGUCGGCUCCAGCCAAAAUUGGGCAGGCCCGAGCUUGACGGGCGCCACCCUAUCCACUCGUUCCUCUCCCUUCCAUCAGUGGAAGCGUAGCGUUGACACACCGCCGUCUCGUCCGCUCAGCGCGUCGCUUGGCCGAUCUGCACGACAGCGACUCGCACUGUAUCGGGUUGGUGUUUCAGAUGACAUCUCUGCAGAUCACCCGUUGCGCAAACUGCGCGAACUCGGCAUGCUGGUGAGCAACGAUGCGUUGGGGAAAGCAUCGGCCAUUGCUUUGCAUCUGGAGGAGGUCAAUAUCCCCGCGAGUUGCCAGGUGCGGCGGCACGACGUUGAGGGAAGGAUGUUGACCGUAGAGGGAGCUGCCGUGGAAGCGUUACCGAUUGCAUCCUGCAUUACUCAGUACACCGUGUGCGAUGGAAGCUGCUUCUUUAUGAGACUCUUGCAUGAAAUUCCACCGGACUCAAACGAUACACGCAAGUGGGUUGAUGCUCAUCGUGUACCAAGAUGGAAACAGUACGCCACGGCAGUUGCGCUCUACAUUGCGCUUGCAGAUGCCGGCUACUGCGACCAAGCUCUUCCAUUCCUAUCUAUACAGUGGGUGAACUGGCAGGAGCUGCUGAUGAAUCAUAUGCAUCUACGACUUGAUCUUGUAUCAAAUAGUGUAACUCGUCACAUGUUGCAGAUGCACUGUGGCUCCGACAAGGUGGAGAAAGUUCCAGUCGCACUGGCGCUCCCCGUCACAAUGAAGGGCACACUACGUUAUCCAUACACAAAAGGUACAUUACCAUCCCUCUCCACACAACCCUUCACAGACGCCGAAGUGUUUCAAUUAUUCUAUUUGCAACUUGUGUUCCGCUUUGUGUAUGACGUGCGAUUUCCCGAGAUGAUGCCUGACGAUGAUGAAACGUUCCUGCGGUCCGAUUUCAUAGCAGCUCAAACGAGUGGAAAGCAACCGUUGGCCUUCCAGCAUCCAACCAGCCCAAAUCACUGGCUUCUCUUCCCAGCACGGUCCAAAAUUCUGCACUUGAUGUCUCUUGAGGGAGCGGUCAUUCCCGGUUGCACAUCCCAGAAGCGAUACCACGAGACGACAAAGCAGCGGCUUUUCGGCGCCACACCACUGCUGCCGUGUCAGGGCAAGUUGGGUCGGCAGGUCGUCGUAGAGUGGGCAAUGCAACGCGUGAUCAGCACACCACACGAAGCAGCCACUGCGCUGGAGGAGUUAUUUGACUGUUUUGGGGUGUCCUACGGUGUAGAGCAGGAGACAGUGUGGUGUGCAUCUGAAGCCCCGCGUAUAUUCCGUUGCGGCAAUGCCUCUCUUAUGCGCUUGCAUGCGAACAACAGCGACUUGUCACGUUUUUUUGCGACUGCCCUCUUCCCAAUCUCACCACCGGUGGUUCAAGAGAGACAAGGGGUGGAGGAGGAGGAGGAGACUCCGCGAGAGGAGCCACGUGAGGAGAAAGUUGAAAAGGAAAAUGCCAUCGUUCGGCGAUGGCGACAGUACAUCACGGAUGGAGACAUUUCACUGUUCGAUGGCGACACCAACGACAUUGAGCUUGUGCAGCUGGCAGGCAAGGGCGGCAGUGGUGUUGUGUACGAAGGGCGAUACGGACCUCAGCGUAUUCCGGUCGCAGUGAAGUGCCUUGCCAUCCCAGACGGCAUGAAUCACGAGACGUAUGUAAAGGAGUCUCUCACCAAUGUGGCGUUCUCUGUGCUUUUCAACCAACUACAAAGCUGCGGCGUUGUGAGGGGUGCAUACCUUUACGACUUUGUCAUCAGCAGCACGCCUCCAAAAGGCAUGCCGGAGGAUGACGUACGCAUGUGUUGCCGAGGCGGCGAUGGGAGUAGCCACAUGAAGCUCUGCUUCAUCGUGAUAGAAUUAAUGGAUGGUGCUCUUGGUAGAUUUUUAACAGAAGAUGAUGAAGACUUUGAUCCCGUGUACGACACCCUUGUCAAUAGUCCAUUGCGUGAUGGUGAGGUCUUUCAGUUUUUGUACACACAACUCGCUUUGCGUGCGCUGAUGGACUAUACCAUUAUGGAUCUGAUGCUGAACGGACAGCUUCGUGGCGAUAACAUUGGCUACCGCCGCCUUACUCGUAGUGAGACGGAUAUUCCAGGUAUUUCGUCUUACAAUGGCAUCAUCAUUGUCUUCCAGAGCGCCACUGACGCAUCGCCACGAUAUCUGCGUUUCCCAGCUUCCACUGGCGAUGCGGAUAAGCUCGGGCCGCUGCGCUUCAUUUGUUUUAUUGACCUUGGGCAGGGAAAGUUGCCGAAACUACAGGAACUUACGCGGCGUGGCCUCAUUGGCGAGAGCAUUGUCGAGUCUUGCAUCCAAGAUGACGGACUCGGCCGAUACUGGCCGCUGGACCGAAUUUACAGCAAGUAUGUAGAGACACAGGGCGUUGUUGCACGUGCAGCCGUGGAGUGGGGUGCUGGUCUCUGCAUCGACUCACCAGAGGCCGCUGAGGCGGCGCUGCAGGAGUUGUUUGAGCUCUACACACCAACAUACGGUGUGGAGAAGCCAAGUACGGAGGAGAUUGCCACACACGUUGUAUUUGUAUGGACGCCUGACAGCGUAAAUGAGCUACGGCGCAGCUAUAUAUACCGCGGCAGUGACGAAUAA
This is a messenger RNA of Trypanosoma grayi, 2751 nucleotides long. RefSeq lists its product as hypothetical. The record is from RefSeq and is a predicted model, not a curated record. The coding region runs from base 1 to 2751 and encodes 916 amino acids. The transcript has a single exon. Lineage: Eukaryota; Euglenozoa; Kinetoplastea; Trypanosomatida; Trypanosomatidae.